Messenger RNA from Carassius gibelio (silver crucian carp), 1669 nucleotides. Its product is annotated as plexin-A1-like. The record is from RefSeq and is a predicted model, not a curated record. Bases 374 to 1669 code for a protein of 431 amino acids. Gene Ontology annotation, cellular component: semaphorin receptor complex. Gene Ontology annotation, biological process: regulation of cell shape; negative regulation of cell adhesion; positive regulation of axonogenesis. Gene Ontology annotation, molecular function: protein binding; semaphorin receptor activity. The transcript is spliced from 2 exons. Lineage: Eukaryota; Metazoa; Chordata; Actinopteri; Cypriniformes; Cyprinidae.
UAAAGCAUCUUCCUUAAUGAAGACCUAAAAUUCGAAUGCAACUUUUUUCUACGUUAGACUGAAAAAUGAGGCCCAUUGUCUUUACUCUCUUUCUUCUCUGUUUGACUUUGAGAAAAGAUUCAUAAUUAAUUUUAUAUGUUCCAUUUGCACUCAUAAUGUGUUUUUUUUUUUUUUUUUGCCAUGCAGGAGACUCAGAUGCGGAAUUGAAGUGGAUGCUAAAGGGGAUGACUAUUUUGUGAGAAGGCAAGGAAGCGUUGAAUCCAUAAACCCUGUGCUGCCUCCCUUCCUUGUUUGUUGAGUUUGUUUAAAAGCAACCAAUUGCAAACACAGCGUGGACCACCAUAUCCUUCGCUUGUGAGGGCCAGCGCAGACAAUGUGGUCUCAGCAGGGGCCGAAAUGCUUUGUAAGCCCAAGGACUGCAGUUCUCCUUGGGCUUCUGACUGUCUGCAUCUCCCCUCACCUUUCUGAAGGAACCUCAGAGCCAUUUAGGUCCUUCUCACCUUCUGAAUGGGGUCUAACGCAUUUAGCCAUCCAUAACAAGACAGGGGAUGUGUAUGUUGGUGCGGUAAACUGGAUCUACAAGCUUUCUAGUGACUUGACCAAGUUGAGGAGUCAUAUGACGGGUCCCGUAGUGGACAACAAGAAAUGCUAUCCACCUCCAAGUGUACAGUUAUGCCCCCAUGACCUUUCCCCAAAUAGUAAUGUGAACAAGCUGCUACUAAUAGACUAUUCCCAAAACCGACUCAUUGCUUGUGGAAGCACCUUGCAAGGCAUCUGUCAGUUUCUGCGCCUGGAUGAUCUUUUCAAGCUUGGUGAGCCACACCAACGUAAGGAACACUACCUCUCCAGCGUCAUUGAGUCGGGAACCAUGUCUGGGGUCAUCAUCUCUGAGGGUCAAAUCAGCAAGCUUUUCAUUGGAACUCCAAUCGAUGGUAAAUCAGAAUUCUUCCCAACUCUUUCGAGUCGUAAGUUGAUGGCCAAUGAGGAGGGUGCUGACAUGUUCAGCUUUGUCUACCAGGAUGAGUUCGUCUCCUCCCAGCUGAAGAUCCCCUCGGAUACGCUGUCCAAAUUCCCGACGUUCGACAUCUACUACAUAUACAGCUUUAGCAGUGAACAGUUUGUCUACUUCUUGACCUUGCAGCUGGAUACCCAACUUACUUCUCCUGAUGCCAGUGGGGAACAGUUUUUCACCUCGAAGAUCGUACGACUUUGUAUCGACGAUCCCAAGUUCUACUCCUACGUGGAGUUCCCAAUCGGAUGCACCAAAGACGGUGUAGAGUAUCGACUGAUCCAGGAUGCCUACUUGGCCAAACCCGGAAAGCAACUUGCAAACUCUUUAGGAGUGUCCGAGCAAGAGGACAUAUUGUUUACAGUCUUCUCUCAAGGCCAGAAGAACUGGGCCAAACCCCCAAAAGAGUCGGCACUCUGCCUGUUCACGCUGACGAGAAUAAAAGAGAAGAUCACGGAAAGAAUUCAGUCGUGCUAUAGAGGAGAAGGCAGGCUGUCUUUGCCCUGGCUGCUCAACAAGGAGCUACAAUGCAUCAACCUGCCACAAAGGAAGCAGGAGAAGUGCAGGAGUCCUUACAUGCUGAACCCCAGUCAAGAAGAGUUCCCGAGGUCCAGGAAAAUUGAGGGUUGUGAAGCCGCAACCAAGGGUGACCAAGGAUAA